Molecule: messenger RNA, 513 nt
Organism: Echinops telfairi (small Madagascar hedgehog)
Lineage: Eukaryota; Metazoa; Chordata; Mammalia; Afrosoricida; Tenrecidae
Source: the annotation of a RefSeq genome assembly
AUUGUGAAAUUUAUUUUAUUUUUGAUGAGUGUUCUAUUUGUAGUCAGUUUUGUAGGAUUUUCUUGUAAGCCGUCACCUAUUUAUGGUGGGUUAGGCUUGAUCAUUGGAGGAGGGGUUGGGUGUGGGGUUGUACUAUAUUUUGGUGGGGCAUUUUUGGGGUUAAUAGUGUUUUUGGUUUAUUUGGGUGGUAUACUGGUGGUUUUUGGUUAUACUACAGCUAUAGCUACUGAAGAGUUUCCUGAGAUUUGGAUGUCGAGUAUGACUGUUAUAGGUUCAUUAUGUCUAGGUCUAUUAGCUGAGGGUUUGAUCGUGGUUUAUUUAAAAGGGAGUGAUGAAAAAUAUGGGGGUGCAGAGAGUUUAGUAAUAUUUAGUGGAGAGGAGGUUGGUUUUAUUCGGGAAGAUUAUCUAGCAGGUUCAAUUUUAUAUAGUGGGGGAAAUUGAAUGCUAUUAUUAUCGGGGUGAUGUCUAUUUGUUAGUGUUUUUAUUGUGAUAGAAAUUACUCGGGGGCGUUAA